GAACUACUCGCGGAAGUGACGUAACUCUACGUUUGUUCCUCCAAUCAGAGCUCGCAGCGCGCGAUUUCGAACAUCAACGUCCCCGACGGAAAAUACGCCACAGAAUCAACUCGCACAAAAUACACAACUUACGCACUAUCCGGCCUAAAGUAGCUGUUUAUAGAUCUUAUCGCAAAUAAUUGGGUAAGACGUACGCCGUGUUUUGGUGAAGCUCGGCGUAAUAUGGAGAUAAAAGCUGAUAUCUUGACCAGCUGAUAGACUUUACACUGGAUUUCGUGGAUGUGUGACUGAUCGUGCGCACUCAGCCAUGGUGCGGGAGCGGGUGGUGCAGAAGAAGUCCUUCCAGCAAAGUCUGGACGACAUCAAGGACAAAAUGAAGGAAAAGAGAAACAAGCGUCUCGCCAGUGCUUUAGCUGCCAGCCGCGGCCUCUCAAAACUGAAGAACAAACACACAGCUACAGUGAAGCCAUUUGUCCUGAAGAGUGUGCAGGUGAAUAACAAAGCUCUUGCAGUAGCCCUGCAAACAGAGAGGGAGAAGGUACGGCAAGCGCAGGGGGUCAUCCUGCAGCUCAAGAAAGAAAGGCAAGCACUCAUCUUUCAUCUGCUGAUGCUGAAGAGGACGCUUAAAGAUCGAAGACCUGCUGAAAGUGCCCAGGUUUCUCCUGUAGAGACGGGUCCACCUCAGCCAAUCAGUCCUAAACCAGUACAUGUGGUUGAGACGGAUAUCCCUGAUCAUCACUCAGCAGAACCACCUUUUAAUGCAGAUGCUGUUCCAGGUUGGCGUAGUGUCAGACAGGUUUCGUUGCCCCCCACAGUAGGAACAAGGCGAAAGAGACGCUCUGAGGUUGUGAGGAGGCGAAGCUCACGUUUUGACUCUGGCACGGUCGAGAAAUGUGACGCAUUCGAUGUGAAAAGAGAAGAGACUAUUGAUAACAGACAAGAGACGUGUCAUGAACAGGAAGAGCUUAAUGAAGAACAAGCUGGACAAAAAACAGGGCAGAACUGUGAGUUCAACCUAGAGAUUUCUGAACUCCCAACCAUUCAGCACUCGACACCUGAGCCCCCCCAGCGGCCCACCAGACAGCCCAAGAAGAAACCUGCCCAAGCCGCUCCCCGCUCCAAACCAGAGAGGGGAUGCAAACCAGACCGAGCCCCGUUGAAGAAACCAUGGGAAAACCCCAAACCCCGUGCUCGCUCCAAGAGUCGGGACCGAUCUCAGAGUCGUGCAAGAGCGGCGCUUCCACCUACCGAUCACCUUAACUCCUCGUUGGGUGGCAAUGACACCUUUGACUUCGAC
Sinocyclocheilus grahami is the source of this 1297-nucleotide messenger RNA. RefSeq names its product shugoshin-like 1. Gene Ontology annotation, cellular component: chromosome, centromeric region. The annotation marks the transcript as partial. Lineage: Eukaryota; Metazoa; Chordata; Actinopteri; Cypriniformes; Cyprinidae. The transcript has 5 exons. The record is from RefSeq and is a predicted model, not a curated record.